This is a messenger RNA of Mesocricetus auratus (golden hamster), 2376 nucleotides long. RefSeq names its product heat shock 70 kDa protein 1-like. Lineage: Eukaryota; Metazoa; Chordata; Mammalia; Rodentia; Cricetidae. The record is from RefSeq and is a predicted model, not a curated record. Gene Ontology annotation, molecular function: ATP binding; ATP-dependent protein folding chaperone; misfolded protein binding. The coding region runs from base 141 to 2066 and encodes 641 amino acids. The transcript has 2 exons. Gene Ontology annotation, cellular component: blood microparticle; vesicle; cytoplasm. Gene Ontology annotation, biological process: protein refolding; cellular response to unfolded protein.
GGAGGGGCGGGGUGGGGGGGGUGGGGGGACCCCGGUUGCUCAGUUUGGAUGUUCCUGGAGCUCCCCACUCGUAGGGGCUCGUCGACCUCAAGUUUUCCAAACUGGAUCGAAGACGAAGAGAUUCCAGGCCUCGGAAGACCAUGGCUGCUAAUAAAGGAAUGGCCAUAGGCAUCGACCUGGGCACCACCUACUCGUGCGUGGGCGUGUUCCAGCACGGCAAGGUGGAGAUCAUCGCCAACGACCAGGGCAACCGCACGACCCCCAGCUACGUGGCCUUCACCGACACCGAGCGGCUCAUCGGCGACGCCGCCAAGAACCAGGUGGCCAUGAACCCCCAGAACACUGUUUUUGAUGCCAAGCGUCUAAUCGGCAGGAAGUUUAAUGAUCCUGUUGUACAGUCGGACAUGAAGCUCUGGCCAUUUCAAGUGGUCAACGAAGGAGGUAAGCCCAAGGUGCUGGUGUCCUAUAAAGGGGAGAAGAAAGCCUUCUACCCCGAGGAGAUCUCGUCCAUGGUGCUGACGAAGAUGAAGGAGACUGCGGAGGCUUUUCUGGGCCACAAUGUCACCAACGCAGUGAUCACGGUGCCCGCCUAUUUCAAUGACUCUCAACGCCAGGCCACCAAAGAUGCAGGUGUCAUCGCCGGACUCAAUGUGCUCAGAAUCAUCAACGAGCCCACGGCGGCCGCCAUCGCCUACGGCUUGGAUAAAGGAGGUCAUGGAGAGCGGCACGUGCUCAUCUUCGACCUGGGCGGCGGCACGUUCGACGUGUCCAUCCUGACGAUCGACGACGGCAUCUUCGAGGUGAAGGCCACGGCGGGGGACACGCACCUGGGCGGCGAGGACUUCGACAACCGGUUGGUGAGCCACUUCGUGGAGGAGUUCAAGAGGAAGCACAAGAAGGACAUCAGCCAGAACAAGCGCGCCGUGCGGCGGCUGCGCACGGCCUGCGAGCGCGCCAAGAGGACCCUGUCGUCCAGCACGCAGGCCAACCUGGAGAUCGACUCGCUGUUCGAGGGCAUCGACUUCUACACGUCCAUCACGCGCGCGCGCUUCGAGGAGCUGUGCGCCGACCUGUUCCGCGGCACGCUGGAGCCCGUGGAGAAGUCUCUUCGGGACGCCAAGAUGGACAAGGCUAAAAUCCACGACAUCGUUCUGGUGGGCGGCUCGACGCGCAUCCCCAAGGUGCAGAAGCUGCUGCAGGACUACUUUAACGGACGUGAUCUCAACAAGAGCAUCAACCCGGACGAGGCGGUGGCCUAUGGGGCUGCAGUCCAGGCAGCUAUUUUAAUGGGAGACAAGUCUGAAAAAGUACAAGAUUUGCUUUUGUUGGACGUAGCUCCCCUGUCUCUAGGAUUGGAGACCGCUGGGGGCGUGAUGACUGUCCUGAUUAAACGCAACUCCACCAUCCCCACCAAGCAGACGCAGAUCUUCACCACCUACUCGGACAACCAGCCGGGCGUGCUGAUCCAGGUGUACGAGGGCGAGCGGGCCAUGACGCGCGACAACAACCUGCUGGGCCGCUUUGACCUGACUGGCAUACCCCCCGCACCCAGGGGCGUGCCCCAGAUCGAGGUGACCUUCGACAUCGACGCCAACGGCAUCCUCAAUGUCACGGCCAUGGACAAGAGCACGGGCAAGGCCAACAAGAUCACCAUCACCAACGACAAGGGCCGGCUGAGCAAGGAGGAGAUCGAGCGCAUGGUGCAGGAGGCCGAGAGGUACAAGGCCGAGGACGAGGGCCAGAGGGAGAAAAUCGCUGCCAAAAAUGCCUUGGAAUCCUACGCUUUUAACAUGAAGAGCGCCGUGAGUGACGAAGGUCUGAAGGACAAGAUCAGCGAGUCCGACAAAAAGAAAAUACUGGACAAGUGCAACGAGGUCCUUUCCUGGCUGGAGGCCAACCAACUGGCCGAGAAGGAGGAGUUCGAUCAUAAGAGAAAAGAGCUGGAGAACAUGUGUAACCCGGUCAUCACCAAACUCUACCAGGGGGGAUGCGCCGGGCCCACCUGCGCGCCGGGGUUCACGCCCAACAGGGCUGCCACAGGCCCUACCAUCGAGGAAGUCGAUUAGCAUUUCCCAGACCUGCAGGGUGCUGGGGUGCCUCUAGGGGAAUUUUUAUUCAUCUUGGAACGUCACUAUGACUCUUGAGCUGACUAGACUUGAGCCUAAGUCACCGUCCUUUGGGAUUCUGAUGGAGAAGUCUGUAUUUCAUCUCUUCGCGCCCCCCACCCUUGUGUCUGCGAUCCUGAAAUGUACCUUUGGAAAAGCAAGGCCCCUCUGGACCAUUUGAAGAAUUGGAUGUCUGCUAUUUAUUAGCCUCAUCUUUCUCCUUCCUGUGUGGAUGGUUAUUCGUCUCUCAGUAAAUUUGUUCCCAAAGGAA